CCGUCCAUCCAAGGCCACCCCCUCUCGCUUCACCGCCGCCGCCGCUUGUCUCGGUCCCGCCCCCAACCCAGAGGCAGAAACCCCGCCGAAAAACCCUAGCCAUGGACGCCGCCGCGCUGGAAGCGCUCAUCCUGGACCUCCACGCCAUCGAGGCCGUCAAGCUGGGUUCCUUCGUGCUCAAGUCCGGCAUCACCUCCCCCAUCUACCUCGACCUCCGCACGCUCGUCGCCCACCCGCGCUUCCUCUCCGCCAUCGCGUCGCUCCUCCACGCCCUCCCCGCCACGCACCCAUACGACCUUGUCUGCGGCGUCCCAUACACCGCGCUCCCCAUCGCCACCGUCCUCUCCGUCGACCGCUCCGUCCCCAUGCUCAUGUGCCGCAACGAGGUCAAGGCCCACGGCACCGCCAAGUCCAUCGAGGGAUCGUUCCGUCCGGGUGACACCGUCCUCAUCAUCGAGGACCUCGUCACCAGCGGUGCCUCCGUGCUCGAAAUCGCCGCUCCGCUCCGCGCCGAGGGGCUCGUGGUCGCCGACGCCGUCGUCGUCAUCGACCGAGAGCAGGGCGGGAGGGAGAAUCUCGCCGCCAAUGGCAUCAUGCUGCACUCUCUCAUGACCCUCACGGAGGUGCUCGCCGUGCUUUUGAAGCACGGGAAGGUGAGCGAAGAGAGAGCGGAGGAGGUGAGGCUGUUCCUCAACGCAAACAGGAAGGUGGCGGUGCCGGGGGUGCCUGUUAAACCCAAGGUGAUUAGGGAAUCAUUUGAGGAGAGGGCGAGAUUGGCCACCAACCCUAUGGGGAGGAAGCUCUUCGAGGUGAUGGAGGCCAAGCAGAGCAACCUGUGUGUAGCUGCGGAUGUUGGGACAGCAAAGGAGCUCCUUGAGCUGGCCGAGAAGAUCGGCCCCGAGAUUUGUAUGUUGAAAACUCAUGUGGAUAUAUUGUCUGAUUUCACACCAGACUUUGGCUCCAAGCUUCGCUCGAUUGCUGAAAAGCACAACUUUUUGAUCUUCGAAGACCGCAAGUUUGCUGACAUCGGAAAUACAGUAACAAUGCAAUUCGAAGGAGGAAUAUUCCGCAUAUUGGACUGGGCUGAUAUUGUUAAUGCGCAUAUAGUACCUGGGCCUGGAAUUGUAGAUGGCUUGAAGCUGAAGGGUUUGCCUAAAGGAAGAGGGCUACUUCUGCUUGCUGAAAUGAGUUCCGCUGGCAACCUUGCUCAUGGAGAUUACACUGCUGCAGCUGUAAAGAUUGCUGAGCAGCAUUCUGACUUUGUGAUUGGAUUUAUAUCCGUAAAUCCUGCAUCUUGGUCAGCAGCACCAUCAAGUCCAGCAUUUAUCCAUGCCACUCCUGGAGUUCAGAUGGUCGCUGGAGGAGAUGCUCUUGGGCAACAAUACAGCACUCCUUAUUCUGUUAUAAACGACAGAGGCAGUGACAUAAUUAUAGUUGGUCGUGGGAUUAUAAAGGCGAGUGAUCCUGCUGAGACGGCAAGGGAGUACCGCAUCCAAGGGUGGCAAGCCUACCAAUCGAGCUUGUCAUGAGGAUGUGUAAACAUCCCAGUAUAUAGGCGUUCAGGCCAUUGAUGUAAUAAGAGCUUGUCCCAUCGUCGCUGUGCUACAUCUACCCUAAUCAAUCCAUAUCACAUCGUUUGCUACAAUAAUCUCCUUUAUGUUCAUUGCGUUGCUGUUGCUUGGGUGUUGUGAUGCCUGUGCUGGAUCAGAUCAUCUGAAUGUCCCUCCACUCAAUCUUCAGAGCAGCUUCAAGCCAUCUAUGCCGAAUGAAGAAGAAACUACACAACCUACUUAUUAGUACUUAUCUUUGCUGAAGAAGAAGGUCCAGUUGACCGAAUCAAAUGUCUGGGAUAUGUCAAGCUUAAAAAGAAUUUUUGGCCGUUUGACCCUUUUUAGCAACAUCGCAGUGGCAUGAACCAGCUUGAAAUUGUCAUGGAAGGAGUAGCCAGUGAUGAACAGUUAUGGCUGGCCGAGAUGAUGGAGUUCAGAGGCGAAUGGCCAUAGCUUUGGUUAAAACCUUGCCUAUACUAUGUGUAAGGUUGAUGGGUCGGAAAUAUGAGGCGGCUGCAGCUUGCUCCUUCUUCGGCAACAAAGUGAUGAAGGCACUAUUCAGGCGAGCUAACCCCCGGUGAUCACUAGUGUUGAAGGUGUUGAUCGCGAGAAGGACAUCGUAUUUAAUGAUCGGCCAAGUGGCUUGAUAGAAUUCAACGGUGAAUCCAUUGGGCCCCGGCGCCUUGACUGGAUAUCAAACUAAUAUGUACAGACUCGACUGGAUAUAUGAAACUAAUAUAUGUAGAUUUAUCUUAAAAAGUAUUUUCAUAAUAUUACUAUUUAUAA
Molecule: messenger RNA, 2336 nt
Organism: Phragmites australis (common reed)
Lineage: Eukaryota; Viridiplantae; Streptophyta; Magnoliopsida; Poales; Poaceae
Product: uridine 5'-monophosphate synthase-like
Exons: 6
Coding region: 102-1529 (475 amino acids)
Biological process (GO): 'de novo' UMP biosynthetic process; 'de novo' pyrimidine nucleobase biosynthetic process
Molecular function (GO): orotate phosphoribosyltransferase activity; orotidine-5'-phosphate decarboxylase activity
Source: RefSeq, a predicted model, not a curated record